AUGGCUUCUACUGCAUCUUCCCUUUUUGAUGCGCCAGAUUCCAUUGCAAAAGCGCAAAUUAUCAACAAACUCUGGGAACCUCUUCUAGUCCAAACACACUUUCAAAAUUCUGAACAUCCGAUUGGAGCAUAUUGGAGAUUUUAUCAGCUGGAAUGCGAACGCGCUUUGCACGAUAAUGGACGCCAUGUACUUGAACGUACACACCAGGACCUGCUAGACAUUAUUCAUUCCUUACGGAAAGCCGAGACUCGUGAUGAGAUCCAGAGAGCCUUGCGCUCGAAGUUGACAAAGCCGCAUGACAACGAGGAAGAGCUUCUCGAUGGGUCCGUCGAUUUCGCUGCAAAUAUAUGGCUAAUGGUCGACUUUGAUCACAUCCAGUACGGAUUUUCGGGCAGGAGACAACUACACUGGAAGUCCGAACCGCUCGCAAAGUGCUUGUGCUCAGGCUUCCCUGCAUCUCCGUUGCUAGGUCAUGAGGGUGUGAAACUCCAACGUAUCUUCAAUGCGCCAAACUUGAAGCGGAUAGCCCGUAUCGAGAUAGUUCCAACUGCCAACUUACUAGAUCAUCUUAGGAUUAUAGAUGACGAUACAAAACUUUGCGUGUUCCAUCACGUCUCAGUCUUAGGAUUACAGUUGCACAACACCACCUUUCCCAGCGGUCUUAUCGAGGAGACGCUGCGUACGCUCGCUCUUCUCUUUCCUCAGUCCGAUACUGCCACCAGAGAUUACUGCCGGGAAUUGCAAGCAUCUUACGAUAUAGAUCCUCAGCUCGCCCUAUGCGGCCACCUGAAGACAGACGACCGGCAGAUAGAGAAAUUCAUAUACUGGCAUGACAGGCUAGUGGUGUUGAAGCAGGCUUUCGAUGAAGCUACCCCACGCACGCUUGCGCAGUGGUGGUAUGACCGUAGAAAUGGCGUUCAGUGGUAUACAUUUUGGGUCGCUAUAUCGGUGGUCGCUCUGACCCUCCUCUUUGGCUUUAUUCAGAGCGUGGAAGGUGCGCUUCAGGUAUAUGGCACUUUCAGAGGCGAGCAGCAUCAGUAA
Molecule: messenger RNA, 1041 nt
Organism: Pyrenophora tritici-repentis Pt-1C-BFP
Lineage: Eukaryota; Fungi; Ascomycota; Dothideomycetes; Pleosporales; Pleosporaceae
Source: RefSeq, a predicted model, not a curated record